AUGAACAUUCCCUCCAACAUAGCACGAAUCAGUCAUUUUGUCCAUCAAAUCGUCUACUACGAUGCCGGUGUGAGUACUGGUACGAGCAAAAAGGAGGACCAAAGCUGGGUGGCCAUUACGAUGGCCGGUGUCCAGAAGACCUGGGAGGGCGCAUUCGGUCGCGGACUGGAGGAAAAUGUCUGCGAGGGAUAUAACUUUCUAGUGAAAAACUGGAGUCCCGGGGACGAGAUUCACAUUUUCGACUUCUCCCAGGGUGCCUAUACAUCCCGAGCCUUGGCAGGCCUGAUUUGCAACAUGGGCAUCUGCAUGCCAGACAUGAUGGACGACUGGCUCUCUCGCAUGGAGAUAGGCUCCUGGAGUGAGGUUCCCAAGGGUGCUACCGCGGGCUUGAAGUACGAAGAUCGUUUUUACAAGGAUGCUCCGAUAGAAGUCAUUGGCGUCUUCGAUACCGUGGGCGCUUUAGGCUUGCCCAAUAACACUUGGUACGAUGUCACGAGCCGUAACAGUGAGGAGCAUGGCUUCCAUGAUACGGAUGUACAUCCACAGAUCAAGCACGCCUUUCAUGCUGUGGCGCUAGAUGACAAUCGAGCACCCUUUAGUCCCACACUGUGGCAUCUCCCAGUCCGCAACACUAAGACCAAACUGAUCCAGUGCUGGUUUCCAGGAUGCCACAUUCACAUCGGAGGUGGUAGUGAGCAGACCGCGCAGCACAGAGGAGAUCUGGAAUCGAUGGCGAGUCUGUCACUGGCCUGGAUGGUUGACCGGGUACGAGAGCACACGAAGCUUCAAUUCGAGCCCUAUGAAUUGACGCGUCUCUACCAAACAUACAUCAACACCAUCCUUGAUCUAUCGCAGCGCUUCUUUAAGAAAUCUCACGAUGACGAGGCAGGCCCCAACAACCGUACAGGUUAUGGUGGCUGGGGUAUGGGAUCCCGGCCCGACAGUAUGACUUUCGGGAUAAAAAUGACCGGUACGAUCAACCGCACCCCGGGCCAAUACAAACCGAUCAAGAAGAACGACAAGAACGAGACGGUGACCUUGAAUCCACAUCACUAUUCCACCGAAGAGUACACCCACCCCGUGGUUGCAUAUGCUCUCGGCAAGUCAUAUCAGGAGGCUAAUCAAGGACCCGUGCUGCAUUACCAGCCAGAGGCACUGAAAGACUUCACCCGCGUGAAGAGCCCGACAGACCCGGUGACGGCGGGGUGGGACUACCUAUGGCGCGGAUCGGAGCCGGCUGCUGAACCAGAAGUCCUGCUCAUUCCCGAAGUGCCACUCUGGGAAGAUACAGAUGAUAACCUCAUGAGCGAAAGAGACUACAUGCGUGCCGACUGGCUGGCAUUCCGAGGCCCCAGAUUGUGGUUUCCGAAGCCAGUCAGGGAUCAUAUCGACGCGCAUCUGGCAAAGCACGAGGAUCUUCAACGCGAGGUGUGGCUACUUCUGCAUCUGGCUGAUAAGGCUCGCUCCCAGCUCAGUAGUGUCUGGCGGAAGAGGUCCGUGGCCUAUAAGCUGAGGCAGAAGCUUCCGUCGACGGGCAAUGAGGAGAAUGUGAAGCUGAUGCUUGAGACGGGGGUGCGCACAUGGGAGUUUCUGGCUAUGCUCGACCAAGGCAAGUUGUAUCCCGAGAUGGUGUAUGAAGGGAAGCGACUUUGA
Messenger RNA from Aspergillus homomorphus CBS 101889, 1653 nucleotides. RefSeq names its product T6SS phospholipase effector Tle1-like catalytic domain-containing protein. The coding region runs from base 1 to 1653 and encodes 550 amino acids. Lineage: Eukaryota; Fungi; Ascomycota; Eurotiomycetes; Eurotiales; Aspergillaceae. The transcript is spliced from 6 exons. The record is from RefSeq and is a predicted model, not a curated record.